Molecule: messenger RNA, 2247 nt
Organism: Ylistrum balloti
Lineage: Eukaryota; Metazoa; Mollusca; Bivalvia; Pectinida; Pectinidae
Product: ubiquitin-like protein ATG12
Exons: 4
Coding region: 10-432 (140 amino acids)
Biological process (GO): autophagy of mitochondrion; C-terminal protein lipidation; nucleophagy
Cellular component (GO): phagophore assembly site membrane; cytoplasm; Atg12-Atg5-Atg16 complex
Source: RefSeq, a predicted model, not a curated record
CCAGCGAAAAUGUCGACCGACGAUACGGAACUGAAGGAAACAAAUAUUUCUGAGCAAGGUGACGAAGCUGCAAUAGAUAAAAAACUGACAGAACACGAUGAAGUACCCGAAAACAAAGAACAGCAUCCACAGGCCGGACCAUCUAGCCCUGUAUCUGAAACGAAAUCCAAAAUUGAUGUAUUGUUAAAGCCAGCUGGUGAUGCCCCGAUCAUGAAAAAAAAGAGAUGGGCUGUAGAAAGAAACAAGAAAGUGAACUGGAUCAGUGAAUUCAUCAAGAAAUAUCUUAAACUGGACCCAAAGGAAUCUAUGUUUCUGUAUGUUCAUCAGUCAUUUGCUCCUUCACCUGACACUGAGAUAGGCACAGUAUUUGAUUGUUUUGGUAGUGAUGGGAAACUAGUGGUACACUAUUGUAGGACCCAAGCAUGGGGAUGAUAUGUCUGAAAGGCAAGAGUUCAGCUGAUAUUCCAGUUGAUGUCACAGAAAAUUUAUUUGAAAAAAAAAACAUGACAGACUGUGAAAUAGGUAUUAAGCAUGUGAGCCAAGUGCGACAAAUUUUCUGCAUGUUUUUCAUAUAUUCUAUUUCUGUUGUUAUCACCAUUGCAAAAAUAACUGGAAUUAAUUUUGUUUAGUUUUACUAAUAAUUAUGGAGAAAUCUUGAAAGCAGAACAAGGCAUCACAAAGAAUGAAAAUCUUCCCUAUAGACUUAUGUGGAAUAAAGAAGAUGGCCAAGGGUGUUAAGUUUCAUCAAAUUCCUUCAAGGAAUGAAACCACAAAAGUGCUAACAAGGAUUUUAAAAAAAAACAAUAAUAAUGACCAUAGCCUUACAAUCCAGAAACUUGAAUUUGUCUGUGAUAUUAUGGUCAUUCAUAUAUGAAUGAGAAGUUUCAUCUAAAUCCCUUCAGGAGUAAAGGCCACUGGAGUGCUGACAAAGAUAAGUGUUAUGUAACAUACAGAACUGCCAUAUAUCCUCUCCCCCCAUUCUUCAUCAGGGGAUAAAAUUCAGUUUUAAGGAAUUGCUUUCCAAUGUCAUUUAAUUGAUUGUUUGUGAUCAACAUUAUACAAAAUGUAUUUUACUGCCUCCACUGAUAUCAAUUAUAAUUUGUUUUAUUUUCUCAGAGUUAAUGACAGAAAAAUCAGAAUAAAUAAGUGAAAAUAACUUUUAAAAGAUGAAUGUUUCUAUCUGCAAUUUCAAAAAAUAUAUCAACUAAGAUAGAACAUGCUAAUGGAAAGAUUUUCAAAGGAGCAAAAAAAGCUUAAUAUAUCUACUUAAUUAUCAGGAAUUUUCUAUAAACAUCUCUGUAGACAGAAAGCAAACACUAAUUGUGAGUAGAUUUACAGAAGGUAUUGAUAAACAAUUGAAAAAUAGAAUGGAGUUUGAUAAGAAUGUAUGCUGAACUUGUAAAUUAUUGUUUCUUUUCAUUUUUGAGAGGAAUUAAAAGAUUGUCUGUUCUUAAGUGAAGGAUGGAUAUGCUUGAAAUACUGUGAUAUUAUAUAUAUAUGAGAGAGAUAGGAUUGUUAGAGGUGAAAGUGUAUGGAUGUGUUUUUCUUUUAGAGUCUGGCUUUAGUGUUGAGCCAGUGUGUUUAAAAGACUUCUUGUGUCAGAGACAGGCCUGUGAUUUAAUGAAUAAGAAAACGAUGGAAAUUUUUUUUUCAAAAGACACCAAUUCAUCCAUUGAAUUCAGGAAUGACUCAAAAUGUCUUUACUCAUGACAAUGGCAGUCCAUUUAUUCUCUAACAUCUACCCUACAAACAUAUAUUAUUUUGCCAUCUGUAUACUGGGUGGAUACAAUUCAGUCAAUUUUAUCAUUGAUAAAUCAUUCAAAAUUUUUUUUGCCUUUGUUCCGGACCACUGCAUCUGAUUCAGUAGUAAAGGAUCAUGUGAUUUAUUUAAGUUUUGUGUGUGUAAAUUAUGAAAUGUAUGAUUUGGUUUCACUGCAGAAAGUUUUGUUGUACACCAUAAAUGUUUCCCAUAAAUUUCAUUUGUUUGUGACACAGGUGUGAGAAAGUAAUAUUCCGCCCUUUAGCAAUACAGAGUUUUCAGCUGUUGUGAGCAGGUAGUUGUUUCUUUAUGAGAGUAAUAUCAUAAUUUUUUUUUUUAAUUGACACAAUUAUCUCUUAAAUUAAUAAGAACAGUCAAUAUCUGCUCACAAGAGCAGAUAUCUCUGCAUCACAAAAAGACAGAUUAUUGUUGUUGAGAGAAAAUGUACAAAUCUUAAACAAUAAAAACAAAUUUAUGUCCAAAAUUAA